Molecule: messenger RNA, 8001 nt
Organism: Cladocopium goreaui
Lineage: Eukaryota; Dinophyceae; Suessiales; Symbiodiniaceae
Source: the annotation of a GenBank genome assembly
GCAUCUAUUAGCGGCCUAGACCUGGCAUGGGAGAUGGGAACGCUUCAUUUGGGGAAGACGUCACCAAGUGACCAUGACAGUAUGCAAGGGCCUCUUCAGCUUGAGAGAAGAGAACGGCAACGCGUAUGUUUCGCGGAGCGCAUUGAAGUCUAUGUGGGCUUUGAGGACUCCAGGCGCUUCAAGCGAAAACUACUCCCUGCCCGACCUCUUUCACAUCAGCGUGCUUUUCAUGACCUUCUUCGAUAUUGUUGUGCUGGAUUUGUGGAUUUUACUGGGGACGAAGAAGCCUCAGAUGAAGUUUCAUGGAUGUCAGCGCAUUUACCAGGAAAUCAAGGAGCUCCUCAACCAUUUUUGAAUCGUGAAGCAGCAGGGGUUGCAGACCUUCCAACAGCUGUUCACCAAGAAGACCACAUUGAGCUUGCAGUGGAAGUGAUGGAGGAGGAAAGCGAUGAAAAUGGUUCCUCAUCCGACGAGGUGGAACCCGACAUGCGCCACUCCACCAUGGCUUAUUUCAUUGACAUUGACCCUAUUCAUUGCAGACCAAGAUGGAACAACUAUGAAGUCCUGCACAUGGACAUCACGACCUAUGCGAACAAGGACAUGCAUGAUUUAGCACGGGUUCACAUUGUGGGACAUCCACCUGAAGAUUUACAAAUGGCCAACAUUCGACCCGUCAUUGCACAACAACCACAGGAUGUCACAGAAGGUUCAACCUUUCAACUGACCUUGUUGGAUGUUGUUUUUCACAAUGCCUUGCCUUCGCUGGAAGCAGAAACUGUGCGAAGAGUUAAGCUUCUACCUAGAACCAUUUCCAGGAAAGCUCUCCUUGCUGUUCUAGGGUUGCAGCCAUAUUGCAAGUACGUUCGACAGGCCUGUUUGGUCUGGCACAACCGCAGACCUGUCAAGUCGCAGGCCAGGGCUCUCAUUGACCUACGCCAUGGUGACUAUUUGCAGGUAGCAGUCCCACCGGGCCGAGGAGAACUCCGGAAGCAGUAUACACGAGAUGUGGCUCAGUGUUUUCGCAGAGGGUACAGGGCGAGCAACAUCCCAGUCAUCAUGGAGGCGCAUCCUGAAGGUUUGGACGUUUCAGAUAUGCCAGUCAUCGACACGUUCAACUACAUCCCAAGAGCGGAAGACUUGGACUAUGACAGAGAUGCUAUGACACUGAUGCAGAUCACUGGCCUCAGCAGACCAGCGCUUGACCCUUGGUUUGGCAAUGAGGUCACAUGUCUUCAAGAGCUACAACCCAUUUGGGCGCAUUUUGCUGCGGUUGAACUGGAAGAGGAAGGCAGGGUCCUCUACGUUCAGACGUGGUUCUCUGACCAUGAUCGUUUUCCCACUUGCGAGAGCUCCAGACCAGUGCGAUUGCUGGCUGACCCCUGGCGAUGGUUGGAGACGAUGGCAGAAGUAUGGGAUGACAGAGUGGAUCCAGACAGCCUCAUUGAUUUCUAUGUCAUUUUUCCGCGUCCUCGUUCACGUGAUUGGGACGACAAUGAUGGUGUCCAACAUGUUCUUUUAGUUCAACAUCCACAUGCUGGCCGACGUAGCACUCACAUCACACAUGUGGAUCCUGAGAACGCAGCGCGACCCAUGACCAACUUUGUCACUACGGUUCCUUUCCCGGUGCGCAAGGUGGACUUCUAUGAUGUUCUAGGCAUCAAUGAUCGCAGCAUGGUGAGUAGCCUUGUAGACUGCGCAGUAUGGCAUGGAGACUAUGAGUUGGAUCAUGUACAAGAGUAUCCUAAUCGACAUGGCCUCAGCUUCAUUGUCAUUCAGAACCACCUACGUGACAUCGUGAGAAGAGCGGCAGCGAGUAGUGCGGCAUCCAGCUCUCAUGCACCCAUGCUGAUGCAAACCCAGACAAAACAUCAGCGUCUUCACCUUUUUGACAUGCUUGAAGAUGAACUUCCUUUAGAAGUUCCUACACAAAUUACAGUGCAGCUUCGGUGGCUUGCUCCAGUUCAACCACAUCCAGAUUUUCUCAUGUUGCCAUCAACAGCGCAAAACUCUGACGUGACACAAGAGUUGGCUUCCUGGGGCCUACAAGCCCGGACGGUAUUGUGCCGUGAGAGGGACCAAGUUGUUUGCCUGUCAUGUGAGCAACCCGCUGAUGACAAAUUCGACUACGUUUUCGUGAAUUUAGAUCUGGAGGAUGAGGUUGACAUUCUUGUGCACACAGCCAGAAGCCGCAUGACUUCACAAGAGAUCAUGAGCACCCUCUACAAGUUGGGGUUUUGGCGUGCUGUUAUUGUGCACAAGGAAGAAGUCCAUGAGCACAUUUACAAGAUCCAAUUCAAAGAUCAGAAAGUGAACACGAUGUCGCCCAAGAUCAAGACACCAAGGGUUUCGGAGUGGCCGGCACCACAAGUCUGCAUUGAGAAGAUGCAACCAUACUUUCAAGCGCAGACCCCCUUUGAGAGUAUGCAGCUCUUGGACAUCGGCAUUACGCUGGAUGAUCUGCAAGAGCUUUUCCAAUCUCAUCAAGGAGUUCUGCAGCCGGACCUCGAGGGUCUUGACUUACCAGACGAGAUACAGAAGGCCAUCAGUGCAUGUGAUUCUGGGUUGCGUCUGGAAGAUCUGGAUCGUCUACUGAUCUAUGCGGACGGCUCAUCGUUAGGCUCCUCCAAACAUGUUGCACCGCUACGAGCUGAGGAGGAAGGCACAGGUGAUACCUGGGCUUACGUUGUCAUAGGUGAACGAUAUGAUCCUCCAGGGCUUUGUCUUCUUGGAUGGAACGCACAACCUGUGCUUUACGACUCGCAGCACAACAACUGCUUGGGUGCGCAAAGGAUAGGAGCCGACAUCGCAGAGAAGGAAGCGUUGACCUGGGCAUCACUUUGGCGGCUCAGUCAAAACUGGGCUAUCCCAACAUGCUUUCGGUCAGAUUCACGGGUAGCUCUUGGGCAGGCAGAAGGCACCACGGGCACCGCCUGUUUGGAUGAAAGUUUUGUCUUCCUUAGAAGUUCCUUCCAAGCGAUUGAAGCGGCGUUAGGACCUCAUGGAGUACUUUACGCCCAUGUGCCUGGUCACUCAGGUGAAGUUUGGAAUGAGUUAUGUGACUGGCUUGCGAAAAGAGAGAGGCAGCGCAGCUUCUACUGUCGCAGACCGACGCUCAACAUGGACCGGUGGCGCAAGGCGAUUGCUCACCUUUGGCUUGUUUUGCGUUCUCAUCCUGAUCUCCCUGCCUUUUGCGGUUCUGGACUACAUGCUCCUGCACCGAGUCUUCCAUCACCAGAAGGCCCUGGGUUUGCAGACGCAAAGAUAUCAGAGGAAGUUCAGCCACAUUGGACAUGUAUGAAGUUUACUCUCAGCGCUUGCACAGCCAAUGUCCAAUCACUUUCAGCUCCACCACAAGGGCACGGAGGCAAGUUGGACUUUCUGCGACAACAAUUCAUCGAGCUGGGUUUCAACUUUCUUGGCAUUCAGGAGUCCAAGACUGAUGAAUUUUGCUCUUGUGUGGACAAUGUGUAUCGCCUUAGCGCUGGACAACACAACCACCAACAAGGAGUCGAACUUUGGGUUCAUCUCCAACAGCCAUACGGCUAUAUCAACGGCAAGCCACAGUAUUUUACCAGAACUGACUUUCAGAUCGUCUUCAAAGAUGCGAGGACCUUGCUUGUUCAUGUUGACACUCCUUAUUGGAAUGGAUGGCUCCUUGUUGCGUAUGCGCCGCAAAGUGGUCUUCCACUGCGAGAACGCGAAGCAUGGUGGCAACAUCUUAUUGACGUUGUGCACAAACGCAAGCAUCAUGAGCCGCUGAUUGUCAUGAUGGAUGCUAAUGCGGCUCCAGGCGACUAUGAUGGAGAGACAGUCUUUGUGCACGGCUUGCCCUCGUCAUCAAGUACAUCUUUCCUGCGACGAUUUGCGACAGAACAUGACCUUUUCAUGCCAAGUACGACACAGGCUCAUCAGGGGGAACGUGCCACAUGGACAGAUCCCAGCGGCAUUCACCGCUACUGCAUUGACUACGUGCUCCUGUCCUCACACUUUGCAGCAGCUUGUACCCUGUCUAGGGUAGUGCCGGAGUUUGAUCUCUGUAUACAAGCACAGACAGCAUGGGAAACCUGGGUACCGCAGGGUCAGCUCUCAACGACUGAUGGGCUUGGGUUUGAUCACACGCUCAUCACGUCAGAAAAAGUGAAGGAGAUCCUUGCGGCAUACACCCCAAAGCCUUGGGACACCAACAUCGAAGAUCACGUACAUGAUUUCAAUACCACUCUUCUUGGACAUUUGCGCAAGACUUGCCCUGUCCAGAAAACAAAACCCAAAAAGAAGCACAUCACGUCAGAAGCCUGGAAUCUACGUGAACAAAAGCUUCAAUUGAAGAAAAGACUUCGAGCGCUUGCUGGCAGACAAAGAGAGGAGAGCUUGGGGGUGAUUUUCAGGCUCUGGAAAGGAGAUCUACAAGCACAACAUGGAGUUGAUCGGUUUCAGCAGUAUCAUGAUUUCCUCUGGAUCUCCAACCUGCGUCUUGUUGCAGAGUACCGCAGAGUUGCCCUUACACUACGCAAUCAACUAUGUCGUGCCAGGCAGAAGGUCAUCCAGGCGACCUUUGAGAAUAUGGAUGCAAAUGCGUCUACCAGCCAGAUCUUGCAUGCCCUCAGACCCAUUUUAGGUCCUUCAAAUCUACGGAAGCUGAAGGUGACCACUCUACCGCAUGUGAGAAAUGCACAGGGAGAGCCAUGCAGUCUUCCAAAUGAGGCGGUAGAGGUUUGGCUGGAAUUUUUCAGGCAAAUGGAAGGCGGAGUCCGGAUGGACCACCAGGAGCAAAGAAGCUUAUGGAUCCAGAACCUGAGCACUCUGCGCCAGAGUUCCUUCAAGAUUGAUGCAGCUGAACUGCCACGUCUCCUCGAUCUGGAAGCGGCCUUUCGUAGGAUCAACCCUACAAAGGCAACUGGUCCCGACAAACUACAUCCUGCGUUUUGUCGAGGGCAUCCACCGAUGAUGGCGCGACAGACAUAUGGACAACUUCUCAAGCUCACCGUACACGGGCAAGAGGAUCUGGCCCACAAGGCCGACGAUGAGCUGAUCCUACAUGUUGGACGCCGCAUGGGUUUGUCCGAAGACCUGAUGAAAGACCUAUAUGCCCACCUUGCGGAGCCGGCGGCCAUUGAGGCAGCUGGGCUACCACAUCACAUGCAGAACACCAUCAAAGCCCUGCAUGUCGAUACUUUCUUCAAAGUCAGAGGGCGAGGUGACGUGUGCCGUACGGCACUAGGGUCACGCCCGGGUGACUGCUUUGCCGACGUCAUCUUUUCGUAUCUGUGGAGCCGCAUCCUUCACAACUUCCAAGCUGCACUGGAGGCCCAACACUUUGAGGCACAAAUUCCAGUUGAACCUGGCCUACGUCUUGGAGGAGAUCUCACAGCGGCAGAGGUUCCACAGAGGGCAUUUUUGGGUCCGACGUGGAUGGACGACACGUGUAUUUGCCUAUCUGAUCCAGAUGGCAUCGUCCUGGAGCACAAGAUUCACCAAGCAGCGGGCAGCCUUUUGGCACUAUGCGAAUCACACGGCCUCACUCCAAACCUGGGUCCGGGGAAAACGGAAGCCCUUUUGAUCUUUCAAGGUCGUGGGUCGCGUCAGCAGAAGAUCAAGUACUUUGGGCCCCAUUCGGACAGGAAGCUCAAGAUUGUGAGCGAGAUGGGCAUCAAACAAGUACGAGUGGUACAGCACUAUACACAUUUAGGCUGUAUCUUGCACCACAAGACGGAUAGUCGACGAGAAGCCCGACGUAGAGUAGGAAUUGCACAGCAGACGUUUUCGCAGCAGCGCAGACAUCUCCUCCAAAACCCUGCUCUUUCGAUCUCUCGCAGAGUCGAACUCUUCAAGACGCUAGUGUGGAGCAGAUUUUGCUAUGGUACUGAGUCAUGGACUCUUGCAGAGCAAGGAACCAAGACUUACGUUGACAAUGCGCUCUUGAGGCUGUUUCGCAGACUUCUCCGUGUCAAGCAUGACGCACAUCUUUCUGACGACGACAUCUUGGUUGCGACGGGGCUGAACAGCCCGACGGAAUUGCUUCGAUUGUCUCGCCUCAGAUACUUGGGCACACUUUAUCGUUGUGGAGAACGAGUACCCUGGGGCUUGAUCAACAGCGAUGUUCAGUGGACUACGCUGCUGGCUGAUGACCUCAACUGGCUCUGGCAACAACUGAGAGGGGCUUCUACGCUGCCAGACCCUGCGAUCUCCCUCCACGCGUGGACUGACCUUUGGAUCCACCAUCAUUCGUAUUGGAAGAGACUGAUACGACGUGGAGGAGAACACGCAAUUCUACAGCGCCGUCGUCGACAUAGAGUUGAAAGUUUUCACCAAAGGUUUGCGGCCGUUUUUCAACAGAUCCAACCAGAGUUCUUUGGUAAAGAGCAACAUCAACCCAGAGGGCAUAGCACUGAGGAUAUGGAAAUCCAUGCAUGCAUGAAGUGCCGCUGCACUUUCAAGAGCAAGGGAGGGCUUGGUGCUCAUCUUUUCAAAGUACAUGGAAUUCCGUCGCGCUUGAGGAUGUUAUUUGAGACAACUUGCUGCGGGUACUGCAUGAAGGAGUACCACACGUUCAGCAAAUUGCAUGCUCACCUCAGGCAUUCUACGUUGUGCAGAGAGAAGUUAUGGGGCCGACGUUCUCGGUUUGCUCCUACAGGGGGCUCAGGUUCGACAUCAGAUCGAUCCCUUUGUCAAGCACAUGAUGGUAUUCUUCCUCCUCUUCAAGCUGAAGGACCACGACCAGAAGAUCAACCGGCAGUGCCAUUGCCUGUUCAUGACCUUCAAAUGGCGGAGACAAUUUACCUGAAGAUUUUGGAGGCGGAAGGAGAUGCUGACGUGGAGAACCUGGUGCGCAGUGCCACUGAUGAUCGGAUCACGACGUGGACGACAUGGCGAGCUACGCUGGCCUACAUGCUGGACAUCCUGACCGAGGAGGACAUCCUGGCCUUGGACAUUGGGGAGUAUGACAUCAAGCGGCUACUUCAUGCUCUUCAACAUGCGCACGCGUGGCCUUUCCUCCAGGAGGAGACGGGCCGGACAGAGGAGAGCACCCGCCCCUCUUUGGAAGAGAUUGAAUACGACUGCGCGGCAGCUGCAGCUACAGCCGGCGAUCGUGAACCUUUUUGGCGUGUUCCUCGCCCGAUGGCCCGCGAGCAAUUCUUCAUCCAUGCAUUUUCGGGUCGUCGCAGGGUGGGCGACCUACAGCACUUCAUCGAGGAGGCGCAGGCGGCGUACCCUGACAUGGUCAUCUUCACCAUUUCUGUGGAUUUGAUGGUGGACCCCCAUUGGGGGGAUGUUUCGAAACCAGAGGUGCGGGCCUUUUGGAUGAAUGCGGUGAGGCAGAGGCAGGUUGUGGGGGCCAUGGCAGGCCCCCCCUGUGAGACUUGGUCACAGGCCAGAGGCCAAGCUCUUCCUGAGGGUUUCUGCAAAAACCGUGGGCCACGCGCCGUCCGCGACCUGGACCAUCUAUGGGGGCACAUCGCUCUAGCUUUGAAGGAGGUUCGACAACUGGAUGUUGGGAAUUUGCUGCUGCUUUUCACUUUAGAGCUCCUCAUCACGCUGGCCAUGACGGGCGGCAUUGGAGGACUCGAACAUCCAGCACCGCCGACCGACUUAGCCAAGGCCAGCAUAUGGCGAUUGCCUCUGAUGAGGUACUUGCUGGAAUGGCCGGAAUUCGAGUAUAUUGAGAUUUCGCAGGGGCUUUGGGGCGCACAGAGCCGCAAGCCGACGGGGCUCCUGCUUUUGAAUCUCCACCAGAUGAUCCCCGCUCUACGCAGCUGGCAACUGACGGGCGAUAUGCCAAAGGGCAUUAGUAUAGGUCUCACAGCUGAGGGGGAUUGGGCCACAGGGGCACUGAAGGAGUACCCUCCAGCCCUAUGCGCUGGUCUUGCCAACGGAUUUGUUUCGGCGCUCCAUGAACAUGAAGUGGACGCCUCACUGUUGAUCGAUGGUGAUUUCCGAAGGCAAGCUCUAGACAUGGUUGUCACGGAAGAAGGAGCAUGUAUAGGCCCGGACUUUGCCCAAUAG